UCACGGUAAUCUUGACGAUUAGCUGAAACAACCAAUUAGAAUCGUUCGAACAACAUAUGGGCGGUACCGGAAUGUGCGUACACUGCGAAACGUUGACGGACACUCACUUGGACCAAUCAGAAUCUUCAUAACACCGAGCGGGCGUAACAAUAUGGACGCAGACGUGCGCGCUGCCCCUGAGAACAUGAGGACGGCAGGAAUGCAGAGUUAGGAUUAAAAAAGUAAGGAAGAAAAUCUGGUGAGAAGACUUCAUCAAACUAACUUUACACCUUAAACGAACGCAAACAUUGUCUGAAAAAAUAUAACGCGCUGUAGAUCUGGACGUUUCUUUGAAGCACUUCCUCUGGGCUUUUGCAGUGUUAGGAAGCUAGCUAGUUUGAUAAUGUCAAACUGUUCCACCUUCCAUGACGUGUUUAUUCUGGUUUCUGGAUUCAAUCUGGAUGAAUAAAGAAACCUGUGAAUAAUCUAACUGAUAUUUAGAAUUUAAUCUGCAAUCGAGUCCAGGUCACGGCAUUGAUAAAGUGCUAGCAAGUGGUGUAUAUAUAUACACAUGUGGAGUGCGUGACAUUGUGUGCUAGCUGUCCUAAUCCUGCAUGGGAACCUGUCCAACCUGGGGGGAAAUCUCCAAAGCUUUGUGAUCCCUGCUUCUCAUUACAAAAUACCUCUUAAGGUGCACUUAUACACACACACACGCGCACUUGCAGGAGACAUGUUUAAAUCCUUCCAGCGUGCUCCCAUGUGCAGCAUGAGCUCUCGUGCUGCACGUCUACAUUGCACGCCUGCUCUCAGACACUCCAGCAGUGGAGCAGGACCUGGCAGGUCUACAUGGUUCGAGUCUCUCUUCACGUGGCUCCAGAAAGCAGGAAGAGGCUAUGGUGAGACCAGUCCUGGAAAGAAGAAGCGAGAAGGUUUAUUGUCCAUCUUGGCUGACCACUGCAGCUUUGUGACCGGACAGAGACUGAGGCGAGCGUUGCAGAUCGCUGAGCUCUACUCGAACCUGUACUCAGAGAGGAGCAGGUGGACGCUGGUGGGCAGCAUUUGGCGGCGAUUGCAGAACAAGCAAGCCCCGACUGGCAAACUGCUGGCUGCCCUCGUUGGGGUUUUCAUGUGGGAGGACGAGAAGAUAAGAGAUGAUGAGAUAAGGAGGUGUGCAUGGGAGCUCCAGGCUCUGGAUGAUGUAAAGCAGCAGACCACCACGGGGAAGGCAAGCUUGCAGGCUGAGAGUGGCUGGGAAAUUGUGAUGGAGAAGAAGACCUUUAAAGUGUGGAGGAGACCGGUUGAAGGAAGCCAUCUGUUCGAGUAUAGAGUGUUCGGUUCCUACACCGAUGUUACUCCCAGACAGUUCUUCAACGUUCAGUUGGACACUGAAUACAGGAAGAAGUGGGAUGCACUGGUGAUCAAACUGGACGUGGUGGACCGGGACCAGACCACGGGGUCAGAGGUGGUCCACUGGGCAACACAUUUCCCUUAUCCGAUGUACUCGCGAGACUACGUGUAUGUGCGGCGCUACGAAGUGGACGUAAAGAACAACCUGAUGGUCCUGGUGUCCAGAGCUGUGAAACAUCCUGGAGUUCCUGAGACGCAAGACUUUGUCCGAGUUCACUCGUAUCGCUCCAGGAUGGUCAUCCGACCACACAAGUCCUUCGAUGAGAAUGGAUUCGACUAUCUGUUGACGUACAGCGAUGAUCCUCAGACGGUUUUCCCUCGAUACUGCGUGAGCUGGAUGGUGUCCAGCGGCAUGCCUGAUUUCCUGGAGAAGCUUCACACGGCUGCUCUCCGAGCAAAGAACCACGAGGUCGGCGUUCAUGACUACGUGGGCGUGAUGAAGCCAGUGCAGCAGGCCUCUCCGGAUCGGCUGGAGGAGGAAGCGCAUGUGGCGGGAUCCUCGCGUAUUUAUGCCUGAGAGAAAACAGCUGGCCUUACGUGUGAGUGAAGGGCAAUUAAUAAGACCUAAAAAACCUUGGGUUUGAUUCAGGACGAGGACGGGAGUGACGAGCGGCGAGACGGAGCCUGAGGAGAAUGAGAGAGAGAGCUUUGCCUCUUACUGUGAACCUGCAGACAGCGAGUGAGAUUCAGAGACAUGCUGCUGCUGCUGCUAUCGCUGCUGCCAAAAACACUGUUUCUUUCCUACACUCUGUGUGUGUGUGUGUGUGUGUGUGUGAAACCAGGUAAACAUGGAAUUUUUUUGAGAGCAUCAGAAUGGGAAAAAUUGGCAUGCACUCACUCAGCUGUCUGUUUAUUGCUUCUGGAAGAUUUACUUCCUCAAACUUCUUCUCAGUAAAGAAAGGAUAAAUAAGAAUUAAUAAAUAAACCAGAGAGGAGGUUAGAGAGCUAUCUGUCUCUCCCUCUCUCUCUGCUUAACAAUCUCACCAAGCUAUCAGCAGGUAUAAAAUCUUACCGUCCAAUCGUCCUAAUUCACAUUGUCGCCAUUUCACCGAUUUUCAUUUCGCAACACUUAACAUCUAUGUGCUUAAAAUAUCUCUGUUUCUUUUACACAAGCUGUAAUGCUGACCUUUCAGAGCCGGACGUUCUCUCUUUAAAGCAGAUAACGUGCGAUAAACAUCAGUCGAAACCGAACGUACAAUUAAGUGCAAAAGUUUGUACACCUGUCAGACAGUUUAUUUUAUUCUAGAGGUAUUCCUUUAGUAACAAAAAUGAUCAACCUGAGCAUUUCAGGAUGUGGAAAAGAAACAAUGUGCUCAAAAGUUUGUGCCCCCCCCCUUUCUAAUAUGUAUAUUUAUAUUCUCUGUUAAUUAUAUCUAAACUACAGGGUGGCCCAGAAGUCUUCAUACCUAGGGAAAAUAAACACUUUUUUAGCAGAAUGUCUUCCAUAGUUGCCUUUAUGCCUUUUAAUGCCUUUGACGAGAGAAGAACACGUGAUGUUUAUGGUGUAGCUGGAAGAUAAUUUAAAAAGAAUAACACCAAAUAACAUCAUGGAUCUGGAAGAGACGGCUCUGUGUUUACAAAGAAAUGGCAAUCUUGUAAAGGAUGUUUUUUUAAGCUAAAGUUUUGCUUAAAGGUGUUCUUUUCCCCCAAAGUAUGGUGACAUUUGGGACACCCUGUAGUUCUAACUGAACCAGAUAGCAGACGCUGCCUUCUGCAGAUCACAUCUUGAGACAUUUUAGCUUGACGUCUUUCAGGAUACACAAUUCUCUGAAUUGAAUACAUUUUCCUAUUUCUCCCAUAUGAGACGCAAACCUUUGCACAUCAUGUUCUACCUUCGUGUAACGGUGAGAUGUACAAACAUUUCAUCUAUGGAGAAAUGUUUUCAGCAAACUGCGAGACAGGUUGAAUGUAACUGAUCGACAUCCUUUCUGCCCGGAGAAGAGGUUUGGGGUCGGAAGAAAAAAGUCCAUGACUCUCGUGCUUUCACGUCAUCUCUCUCGCGUUCUGCUUCAUUCACUCACACGCAAUCUGACACUCUGGUCCUCGCAUUUCUCAAAUCAGCUACUCUUGAGGAAGUGGGGGACGUGUUCUAACGACUGCGGUGUCCUCACUUGCACGCCACACUUCCUCUUUCUCUGCUGCAUCAGAGCUGUGUUUUGUUUUACCGUUUUCUCCUGAACUGCCGUCACGCGGCGUCAUCAAUGCUGAGCUGAACACUGGGUGCUGUCUGGUGAUUGGCUAGGGGACGACGUGGCUUACUUCCAGGAGCGUUUACUUGCGGGAUGCUUAUAAGUAGUAUUCUGGCAGUGUCAAUGAUUUCCGAUAACAGUCAGUUGAGAUCGUUUUAAUCAAAAGAACAUUAAUAUACCAGUGGUUUAAGUUUUAAUGGGAUGGAGAGCCAUUUCUGAACUAAAUAAACAACAUACUUUUAUUUAUGUUCAUAAGCACAUAUAAUGAAGCAGUAACUAUACAGCCAUCCAUCCACCCUCUGUAGCACUUACCCUGUUAUUGCUAUCCAAGAUGGGGGAUGUCCUAGACAGGGUGCUAGUUCAUCGCAGGGCACAAUCACACACACACACACACACACACACACACAAUGGACAAGUUAGAGAUGCCCUUCAGCCUACAAAAGCAUGUCUUUGGACUGGGGGAGGAAACUGUAGUGCUAACCACUAAGCCACUGUGCCUCCUCUUAACAGUAACUAAAAUAAACUUAACGUUGAAACACAAAGGUGAAGUUUUGCUCAGGGUGAAGCGUCCUGAUUUCGAACCCUGUCGUGUCCAAGAGAGAAAUGAAAUGAAAAAUGCUCAUAAAUCAAAUUUUUCAGUGUUCCCAAACUUUUGAGCGGUAUUAAAUCCCACCUCCAAUUCUUUUCACAUAAUCAACUCUGAUACAUCAGACUCGAAUGCGUCGGUGAUUCUCUGAACAUUUCUUUGUAUUUUUUUAUUACAGCAUCAGUAUUUAAGCUGAGAGAGCAGAUUUUCUCCGUUUUAUUAGUCGGGGAAAGAUGUUUAAGUUUGUUGUGGCGAGGAUAUUCCUUCAAUUCAAUACAAGUUCCACAUCAGGGUAAAGAUACUACAGACUAUUAACAUGGGAUUGUGAAGACAUCCUUCGUAUCAGAUUCAAAUCUGUGUGAAUAAAUAUCUGUAAAUCAUCUUGCGCUAUUAAAGAAUUUGGAUAAAGAUUGAAUAGAAACACUUUUCCAGUCCUCAGGUUAUUUUGAUAUCCUGAGUGAACCUUUUCAUGACAGAUAUAAUGUUUUAAAUGGCAUAGAUGAAUCAUAUCUCUAUAUCUAUAUAUGUAUAAUAAUGUGUUAAUUUUUAAAUAUAUCCUUAGUGAAGAUGCCAUUAUGAGGCAGAUACAGUGUGAGGUCAAUGUAACGCAGGUCCUUGUGAAAGCUAAACGUUGAAGCUUUCCCAGUUUGGUGUUCAGUUGAAGGCUUUGAUGGUCAGUUUAUCACUUUUCCUUCACAGAUUUCUGUUUCUUUGUGAAUCCUGUUGAAUCAGUAGCAUUCCUAGUGCUCUACGAAGCAACAUGAAUGACCAUGAUCACUGAAUUUCUUGAGAAUAAUCGACAUUACUCUGUUUGUUUAGGAUGUAAAGGAAAUGAAUGUGAGGCCAGUCUUUUUUUUUUUGAUAAAAAUAUCUCUUUUUCUUACACUAGCAGAGACACCAUCGCUUAAACAUCGCUGUAAAAAUCACUGUUCAAUUGUCUUGCAUUCAGGCACCGUUUCCUAAAGAAAUACCUAAAAACAAAUGCUUCAUUGUCUCAUUUACCUGCCAAAAACAAACCAGGAACUCUGUGUGUUAUGUAGUAAGGCAAAGAACAGUGUGAUGGGAGGAUGAGAGUGAUGUGUAUUAAAUGUUGGUGAUUAAUGUGCAGAAAUGAUAAUGAUUUCUUUAAAAAUAAAUAAAUAAAUAAAACAAAUACUUUAACUGGAAAUAUUGGUUUGCCGGUCAUAGAGAAAAUUUUUUGCUUUUUUAUUUUUUAUUUUUCUCCUUUAUAGUCUUUUUUAUUUAUCAUGAAAGGAACGGUAUAUAAUACUAUAAUUUAAUAAAUUUGAGUUGUCUUUUUUUUUGUUAUAUUUUUUUGUUAUAAUUUGCACUCCUUUAACCCAGAUUGUCUGAAAUAAAUCGAGGCCAAAACCAAAAAAAUAAUAAUAAUAAUCUUUUUUUUUUUUUUUUAUCAGUUUUGACUUGUUUGUUUGUUUCUAAAAGUACUUAUGUUGUCUUUUCCCUAAAGUUCUGCUAGCAUAAAAUGAGCUCUUGUUUAAAGCAUGUGGUAAAUAUGGAUUUGCAUUUCAGGAAACUGUUGCUUCAUACUUCUUUCAGCAUGAAGUGUGUGUGUACAUUUCUUUGACUUUCUUUAACUGAGCUCUAUUCAGUUGAACAUGGGGGAGGAAAAAUAAUGCUCAGCUUAUGAAUGUAACAGGUUUUUCCAGACUGAAAUUGUGAGCGGUCGGUUUUCUGUUCAUUUUUUUCUGUGUGUGUGUGUGUGUGUGUGUGUGUAUGAUGGUAAAAUUUCUCCUUUCACAUGAAUGAGCAGGAAGUGGCACCUGUAUGCUGUUUUUUUUUUUUCUUUCUGUCAUGUUACACUUUACACUGGCGUUUAUUAACAAUACAACAAUUUCCGUUAUCA
Molecule: messenger RNA, 6025 nt
Organism: Hemibagrus wyckioides
Lineage: Eukaryota; Metazoa; Chordata; Actinopteri; Siluriformes; Bagridae
Gene: stard7
Product: StAR-related lipid transfer (START) domain containing 7
Exons: 8
Coding region: 710-1903 (397 amino acids)
Molecular function (GO): lipid binding
Source: RefSeq, a predicted model, not a curated record